AUGGUAUUAGACUUCCUUGUGAUGUGGGAAAUCCAGGUUGAAGGUCUUCUGCCUGAUUCAGAGCAGAGACUUGAACCUGGUUCUUCCUCAUGUCAGGCUCCAAGUAAACCAAGUGCAAACUGUUGUCUUCCCAAAGCUGCAUGCAGGCUAUCACAAUUUCCUUAUGAAUAUCAUCCAGUAUUUCUAAGCUUUGAGACAUAUGAUGAACAGAGUUUUGUUCCCAUGUGUAACAUUUCAUCAGAUAAAUACUUUAAUUUCUCCUCUGUGACAGAAUUGUUACCUGAAGAACAAUGUUUUCCUCUGUUCUUUCCUCUCCCUCACCAGUGCAUAGUGUGGGACUGGGAUUCCAAUGGCAAACAUGACUUCAUUGGAGAAUUUAGUUCAACUUUCAAGGAAAUGCGAGGAGCAAUGGAGGGCAGACAGGUACAGUGGGAGUGCAUAAACCCUAAGUACAAAGUAAAGAAGAAGAAUUACAAGAAUUCAGGCAUUGUGAUUCUUAACCAGUGCAAGAUCCACAAGAUGCAUUCUUUCUUAGAUUACAUCAUGGGUGGAUGCCAAAUACAGUUUACAGUAGCUAUAGAUUUCACGGCAUCCAAUGGAGAUCCUAGGAACAGCUGCUCUCUGCACUACAUCCACCCGUAUCAACCUAAUGAGUACUUGAAGGCAUUGGUUGCUGUUGGGGAGAUUUGCCAAGACUAUGACAGUGAUAAAAUGUUCCCAGCCUUUGGUUUUGGAGCCAGGAUACCACCAGAAUUUAAAGUCUCGCAUGAUUUUGCAAUCAAUUUCAAUGAAGACAACCCAGAAUGUGCAGGGAUACAAGGAGUUGUUGAAGCGUAUCAGAACUGCCUCCCUAAGCUACAGCUUUAUGGGCCAACAAACAUUGCUCCUAUCAUCCAGAAGGUGGCUAAUUCAGCCUCGGAGGAGACCAACACCAAGGAGGCAUCGCAAUAUUUCAUCUUACUGAUUCUGACAGACGGUGUGAUCACAGACAUGGCUGACACCCGGGAGGCUAUCGUUCAUGCCUCUCACCUGCCUAUGUCAGUUAUCAUCGUUGGGGUUGGAAACGCCGAUUUCAGCGAUAUGCAGAUGCUGGAUGGUGAUGACGGGAUCCUGAGGUCCCCCAAAGGCGAGCCUGUUCUUCGAGACAUUGUCCAGUUUGUGCCAUUUAGGAACUUCAAACAUGCAUCCCCAGCUGCACUAGCAAAAAGCGUUUUGGCUGAAGUUCCAAAUCAAGUGGUGGACUAUUACAAUGGCAAAGGGAUUAAACCAAAAUGUAUGUCAGAGUAUGAGUCUUCCAGGACAGUAGUGCCAUGAACUUCCCCGCACCCUUUUACAGAGUUCAAAACUGCUACUACUACAACUACAGUACUUUAAAACAACAACAUAGCACGUUUUGGUGAUUUUUAACUAAAAUAAUUUUUUUGCAUGUGUAGCCUAAAGGCUUGAAUCUGUUAAGCAGUUGUUAUUGUUGAAAACUUUUUAUGAAAAGAAGGAAACUAACUCUUUGCAUUACAGCAUGUCGCCUUGAAAUAAAAAAAAAAGUUAUCUGUAUCUGGUUUUUAUACAGGUUUGUUGAAAUUUUGCUAAAUUUCUUAUUAUCUUUCCACUGUAAAGCAUUUUGAAACAUUUGAGAGCUGAUGGCCAAAAUAUCUUUGGUUUUAUCUGCUGUGAAACGAAAGAUUUUUCAAAAUGGCAGAUGCAUGAACUGUAUUUUGCAUGUUUAAAAUAAA
This is a messenger RNA of Pelodiscus sinensis (Chinese soft-shelled turtle), 1730 nucleotides long. The record is from RefSeq and is a predicted model, not a curated record. Lineage: Eukaryota; Metazoa; Chordata; Testudines; Trionychidae.